Molecule: messenger RNA, 1215 nt
Organism: Sphenostylis stenocarpa
Lineage: Eukaryota; Viridiplantae; Streptophyta; Magnoliopsida; Fabales; Fabaceae
Source: the annotation of a GenBank genome assembly
AUGGGUUGCUUUUUUGGUUGUUUUGGUUCCUCCAAACACUCGAAGAACAAGCGCAACGUUCUUAGAAAUGGUAGUAGCAAUGGCAAGCAAGAGCAACCUGGUGUCUCUUUGGUUCAGGAUUGCUCCAAAAUUGCUGUUAAUCCUAUACCCCAACUCCAGGAGAAAAGUGAGGAGCAACUAAGUGUAAAUAGCAGAAAGAAAGUGACGUUUGAUUCCAAUGUGAAGACCUAUGAACCUACUUUGGUGGAUGAAGUUGGAGCGAGGAAGAGUGAGGAGGGUGGAAACGAGGAAGCUUUGGUUCAAUCAAAGUCAUCUUCCUCUGAAGAUAAUAGUUCUGUGACUUCAACGGGGUCUUACCCUCCCAACCAUAGGUACCAGAAUUGCCGGGACAGUGAUGACGAGGAGGAAGAAAUUGAUUAUGGGGAAAGUGAUCUUAGUGAUGAAGAUGAUGAUGUCAUCAGAGAAGAGUGCAAAGAAUUGGGUGCGGACUUUGGAGAAGAUGGCAUAGUUGCAACUACUGCUGCUGAUCAUGUGUUUGUUGAAGAGGUUGAUGUGAAGGCAAUUGAUUCCAACCCCAAUGCUAGAGACAGAAGUGUUUAUGUUCAUCCUGUACUGAACCCAGUGGAGAAUCUCACUCAGUGGAAAGUUGUUAAGGCUAAGAAGACACCAGUAAGGCCUCAGAAAGAGAACGAGUUUGGGAAUGGUGUCAAAGAAUCACCUUUCAGCUUGAAAUCAGAAAGUGACACAUCAAAGAAGUUGAACCAAGAGAUCCCAGUUGAUGCCAGCCUGUCAAAUUGGUUGGUCUUACCAGAAACUACACCUGUUAAAAAGGCUGGCUCAGUGGCUUUAUUUGGUGGUACCCCUGAGAGGAGCACCCCACAAAGUCCAUAUUCUGUGUUAAGUCAUGAAGAUAGGCCAAUUUUAGGUGCAUUGACAUUGGAAGAGAUCAAACAAUUUUCGGCUACUUCUUCUCCGAGGAAGUCACCUAGUAGGAGUCCAGAUGAGAUGCCUAUUAUUGGCACUGUUGGGACCUACUGGAAUGUUGCAGGCUCUGCUGAAGGUCCUGGCUCAGCCUCUUCCUUUAAAGGAAUUCCGAACUCAACAAGCAAGUACAGAGAGGAUAAGAGAGUGAAUUGGCACUCAACCCCUUUUGAGACAAGAUUAGAGAAAGCUUUGAAUAGAGGAGCUGCUUCAUAUGUCCCUCGUGUAUUUUAG